Messenger RNA from Clupea harengus (Atlantic herring), 6836 nucleotides. It is a transcript of the gene zcchc24, whose product is annotated as zinc finger, CCHC domain containing 24. NCBI's taxonomy places the organism in Eukaryota, Metazoa, Chordata, Actinopteri, Clupeiformes, Clupeidae. Gene Ontology annotation, molecular function: zinc ion binding; nucleic acid binding. The record is from RefSeq and is a predicted model, not a curated record.
UUCUGAGCAGUGAGCAUUAGUCUGCAUAGAUAGACCUUUAAAAUAGGUCUACGCACAUUCUCUUUGAAGCACUUUUAGACCUACAUCUGUCCCCUCGUUCUCAUUCUUGCCUCCUGAUCUUUUCGAAACUUCACAGUGAACUCCUCCCUUCUGUUACGUCUCACCACGACAGCGCUAAGAAAAAAUGAUAUAGGCUACGCUCAUAAAUAUAUGGCCUACUUAUAAAUAUUUAGAAAUGAAACCAAUUACAAUCGCGAAGUGCCAUAGAAAUUAAUAUUAAUAUUGAAAUGUAUAUCCAAUCAAUUUUUAAACAGUCACAAAAUAUAUCUGCAUAAAUUAUAAACCGACCAACCAUUGGUUUGCAUGACGUGUGACCCUCCCCGGUGUUAACUGUAUAUGCAAUGAGCUCCUUGCUGUAACACUGCAAAUAAAGAGAGAUAACGGGGCGCUGACUGAGGCUAAAACUUUUUAUACUGACAUGUUAGAGCAAUGACUUUUGCGUAGGCUAAUAUUAAGCCUGGGACUACGAUCCCAGCGAGAAGACAGGGUCUGUGGGGAAAGAACAAUAACCAGUCUAUUUUGGAGUAGGGAACGCAAGACGGCUAAUUCAGUAGGCUAAACUUUAAGCGAGCCUGCGAAGCUGAAUUACCCAAACGAAACGGUGGAAGAGCAAGUUUAUCAUUUUAAAGAUGAGCUUGUUGUCUGCCAUUGACACCAGCGCCUCAGUGUAUCAGCCUGCUCAGCUUCUGAACUGGGUUUAUCUGUCUCUACAAGACACCCACCAGACCAGUGCCUUUGAUGCCUUCAGACCCGAACCCAACUCUUCCCAUCCGGACCUUAACUACAGCAAGCCUCCCGCUGCUGACCUGAGCUCGUCUCUAAAUUCCAACUAUCUCAACAACUUCUUUCAGCUCCAGAGGAAUGAGGCCUUGAAUAGCAGCUUAUACAAAAAUGUCUCCCCCUACGGAUCCCUCAACAACAUCGUGGACGGGCUGAACUCCUUGACGGACCACUUCUCUGACCUCUCGCUUUCCUCUGAGCCGCGUAAGCCCAGCAAAAGACCCCCGCCCAACUACCUGUGCCACCUCUGCUUCAACAAGGGACACUACAUCAAAGACUGCCCCCAGGCUCGGCCCAAAGGUGAAGGUCUCACUCCGUACCAGGGCAAGAAGCGCUGCUUCGGAGAGUACAAGUGCCCCAAGUGCAAGAGGAAGUGGAUGAGCGGAAACUCCUGGGCCAACAUGGGACAAGAAUGUAUCAAGUGCCACAUCAACGUGUACCCUCACAAGCAGAGACCUCUGGAGAAACCUGACGGCCUGGAUGUGUCGGACCAGAGCAAGGAGCAUCCCCAGCACCUGUGUGAGAAAUGUAAAGUCCUGGGCUACUACUGCCGCAGAGUGCAAUAACCAACCCGCCCGCCCGCCCGCCCGCCCGCCCCCACCAGUCAGACGUCCCCUGCCCAGCUCCUGUCCCAGGCCACCCCUCCUCCCUCCUUAAAGUGCUCUUAGCAGAAGUGAAACGUGCCAAAAUAUGCCUUUUUGCCAAUUCUGUCCAAUGCCACCACGGCCACAAAAAGUGCUCAUUUUAUCCGCAUUUGUGUGUAAUGAAGUAUUGAAGGUGUUUUUCAUGAUAUCACUGACAGUAUUACUUCCCACAAGGGACGCAGUGGAUUACCUCACCGCUGUGUCUGUUGAUUCUUAUCGUGUUUACAGAGAUCUGUGUUCAUUGUCCCUGCCAAGUGAACAAUGCAGGUGUGCUGGGGAAUAGUAGUCUGUGUUGUCUGGUCCCAUCAGCAAGGCCCUUGCUGUUAUGAGAUGCUCCAUGGGUCUGCAGCACAUCAUAUUAACUGUGAAUUAACAGAGGGAUAAUGGACUGUUCAUCCCUGGCUUCUUGUGUUGCAUAUUUAUUUUGUUAUCUUUAUUACAGUGCAAUUGAAUCAAUCUAACUGGGACAUUUAUACUGUUGUGUAACCCCUUCCACUUGCCAUUCGAAACUACUGUAGAAUAGGAUGGUCUCGUUUCCGUUUAGCAGUCAGGUCCUUUUAUGGUUGAUAUAGGGUUUAUAUAUUUAUGGAUGCUACAUACCUUAAACAUUUACUUUUGAAAAGGUCACAUUGUUCACUCGCUUUGACUUGCUUACCGAGGCUUAUGAAGAAUCUUAAUUAUGACAGAAGCUUCUGUGCAAUACCUAAAACGUUCUGCAGUGAAUACAGUGGCGAUAGAACGGAACCAAUUCCAUUCUGAGUCCGAUGUUUACCGUGGAUAGCAAAGGUCUGUGUUCCAUAUUGCCACAAUACUCUUGCCUUGCUGAAAUAUUAGGAGUAUAUAUUAUACGACCAAUUGUAUUUAAACCUCACAAAUAUGUAUAUAUAUAUAUAUAUAUAUAUAUAUAUAUAUAUAUAUAGAUUGUUGUUGGAGGAAGUCCUGUCUUAGAAUGUUUUAAGAGUUGCCGCUGCAGGUGGAAGCAUCUGGGAGUGUUAAAAAACUGACAUAAUCUUAGGACAGGAAAGAGCUCAAGAGCUUGGACAUCAAUUAGUAGGCAUCAGUCACCAUUAGUCAGUGAUAUCACCUAAAUCAAUUAGUAGGCAUCAUAGUCACCAUUAUUCAGUGAUAUCACUAAAAAUCAAUUAGUAGGCAUCAGUCACCAUUAGUCAGUGAUAUCACCUAAAUCAAUUAGUAGGCAUCAGAGUCACCAUUAGUCAUUGAUAUCACUAAAUCACCGUGCCCAUUUGAAGAGAGAGUAAGCAGACGUGUCAUGAAAUGAGGGCCUAUUGAAGGCCCCAAACGUGUCCCCUAAUGACUAUGCAAUGUGCACAUCUUUGUGUACAUGACUGUGUGCCUAAUCUGAGGGAAAUGGUAAAAGAGCUCUUGCUCAGACAUGCCUGAUAGUUCAUGAGCUGAGCAGAUAGAUCUGUAAGUCCCUGGUGAGACACUAGUGAAGUGAAUGAAUGUCACAUUGUACAUGUCAGUGUGUAGUUUGGACCACAGGAUGUACUCAAGAGAAAUGCCCGUGUAAAGCCUGUAUUUCAUGCUCAGAUACACACAACAGAGCAGGCUCUUCAUGACACGGGAUAUAUGCCCACUCCAGGAAUAGAAGCUUAAUCAUAGAUGUGGAUGAUAGGUGCCUUCAUUUUAGGUUGUAGUAGCAGUCUUUCAGACAUAUGCAGACAUGUUAGAAAAGUGUCAUCUUGUUUCAUUAAAUUGUGGUGUUAUUUUUAAUAUUAGACGGCUGAAAGCCUGUUGAAAACCCGAUAAGAGUUCUUUGAUGUGUAGUGGAAUCAGGCCCAUCAAAAAUGCAGUGUACUGAGAAAGACAUGUCAAAAGUAAGGACGAGAAACUGUAAGGUCAAAAGAGAUGGACACAGUGGGAAGAGGGUGAGGACAUCACAUUAGGGAGGAAAUGAAAUGUGUCUGACCAGAGGACAUUUUGAAAGGUUGGGAUGUUUAGAGAUGGUAGACUGUAUGUUGUGUUGAAACUCAAUGAAAGUGGAAAGGGUUCUGUAUCUAAAGGAGGUAGACUAUCCUGGUUGAAUCAGAUACAAAUUCCUUCAUGAUCCUUCAUGGUAAUCCCAGUAAACACUGGGCUGGAAGCAAUAGAUGAGUGGAGCCUGUCUAAAGGUACACCACUGAAAAUGGCAAUGUUUAUCGUAGUUGCAUCUAAAAUGUUGUGAAAUUUUAUAUAGCUUUAUCUUGUACAGAUACGUCAUUGGAAAUCUUUUUGGUAAAAAGAGUGGUUUCUCUUUAAAUGGAUGUAUAUAUGAGACACAUUUGAUUGGAAAUAGAAUGUGUAUAAUGUUUUUUUUAAACCAUGAAUGCUUUGUUUUUUAUUGUCUGAAAUUAGUCAAUUCCUCGUUCACAGAGGUCAAAUUUGUAAUAUCAAGCAGAAAAUCCUAUAUGAAGGGAAAGCUCUAAGCAGCAUGUGGAUGGUUUUGGAUGUCAGUUUGUUAGAAACGUGUGAAAUGCGGUUGGUAAAGUCAUGUGGGAAGGAGGUUAAGAUGUGAAUUUCUAUGGGAUAAUAAUAUAAUUAUCCCAGUAGCACUGAAAGUGUAAACUAAUGCCCUUCGUCCUAUUAGAGAGCGUAGUCUUCCUCGUGGCAAAUUGCACAGUAGUCUGCCAUCUGUGAAUUAGCUAAGGAAUGUUAUCUGAAGUUCUUUUAAGUAAUUAAGUAGCGUGUCUUCAAAAGGCUGAUUUUAGUAUAUCUGUUCAUGUUAUUAUCCCCUUUCUGUGUGUACUUUGAGCUUUAGUAGUUUUUCAAUGGCUGCCUCCCUUCCUCCCUCAAUGGAAAAAAGCUGAGAAGAUUGUAAUGUGUAAUAUGCCUUCUGUAAGGUCUGAAGGAGUGGUACUUCUGUGGUAUGUUACAGCCAUCAGGCCUGGGUAGAAUAGGGAAAGCCCAGUUAUGUACUUUACAGUGCUUAGAUGACGGCCCAACUAAGUAUGCUGUUUUGGAUUGCUAGUGCACAGUCACUCUUGAAACACUGCCAUUCUACUCAAAUACAAGCAACUACUUUUACAUGUGAUGACCUCUAAAAAAACAACACACAAAAAAAGCUUUAAGCCCUUCCAAGAGUUGAAACCUGCAGUAUCUGAGAUGUAAGAGGCUAAAUGAGGCUACCAUCUCAGAUGUAAAAAAGAUAUUAAAAAGAUGCAAUUCCCUUCGGCAGCAAGUUAGCGCCUGGGAACAUCAAACAUGAGAAUGGCUGUGUUUUCAGGGCUGUGGCUUUUAGUAGAAUGGUUGUGUUUUAAUUGUGGGUAUGCAACGUAUUUACAGAAAGGGCUGACAGACAACUUAACAAGCCUGCUAUUUAUCCUUGUCGUCUUUAAUCAUUAGCAGAAGUGAGUUUAGCUGCCCAAGGUUGCAGCCAAGAAGAGCCUCCGCCUGCAGUAUUGGGAUCAAUCCUCAAUCUUCAUCACUGUUCAGUACUGUCACAAGGAAGGGGUUCUGUUCGAAGGGCUGCAGGGCCUGGUGUGGACUACAUGUUCAGUCAUAGACAGCUAGAGGAGUUUCGCUACACUUAUCUGAAUCUCAGUGCGCUUAGUUUGUGUUGUUUGUAUAGUGGAGUAUUUUCCUGUGAACACGGCCAGAGCUGGCUGUUAAUGAGAGACGAGAACUGUGGCUUUAGCGUUUAGCUCCCCCACCCCACCAUGUGAUUUAGGGAAAGGAUAUAUGGAUACAUCUCACUGUGCAUCUGAAGAAAGGUUCUGGGCAAACUAUAACAGGGUUCUCCUUUCUUGAUCAUUUUCCAAAAACCAAGAAGUCAUGUAGUGGUCUAGAUGUAAUUAUUUUUUUUGGAUGAGGAUGAUCUACAUCAAAAAGGGUUCUCUGUCAGGGAUGAGACUAACUUUGCCCAGAGCCUCUUUUCAUGUUGGAAUGUAGAUCACAGAGGGAGUCAUACAUUUGGAGAGCUGGCGCUUAGGAGUUGGAUUGAAAAUCUCAGUGUAAUUCGAGAUACUAUAGAGUACUAUUGAAGUAAUGGAACACUAUAUAGCACAUGCAUAAAAUACUAAUUAUACAAGUGCUUUGCAGAUGUUUGUCUUGAAUUGCAUACUUCAUACUUGACUUUUAUAGCUCAUUUACAAUGCAGAAUUAUUUUCUAUGAAAGAUAUGUGUAUUUUGGAAACAUUUGUAGAUGUUAUAAAAUUUUACAGCAAAUUUGAAAACAAUACAAGAGAUUUUUUUCUCACUGACAAAGAUAUUUACAACGUUUAUUUUGUGUAUAUAUUCGAUGGCCAUCUUUUUCAAGCAUUUUAUGUGUACUGAAAUGUUCUGAUGCAAUACUGAAGCUUUCUAUGUGAAAAAAGGGCCUGUUGCUGAGAUACAAACCAAGCUGGGAGAUCUCUUUUGAUGUUGUACAAGAAUCUGAGGGUUUAUCCUACAGAAAUAUUUAUGGAUGGAUUUUUUUUUUUUACAAUUCUGUUUUUGUAUAAAAUAUGCAACAAAGCUACACUAAGAAGAAAAUAUUGAUGUCUACUUAGAUUAUUAUUCAGUGGUUGGUACAUAGCUGUGAUGCCAUUUCUCUAUUAUAAGCCAUUUUGUUUUAGUUUUAGUUUCAUAGAGAUAUUAUCAGUAUUAAAUAAUCCAUCACAAUAUCCUUCAACAUAAUUCUGUUUUUGUAGUGAUCUGAUCCCCUACUUUUGGGGAAUGAAAAUGUCCAUUUCUUAAAAGAUUGAGCAAACGUAAAAACGGCUCUUUGUUAUUUUUCUUUAUCAGGGGCUUUCAAAGUAGCUUCAACACCGGUGUUUUCAUAUCAAAAAACAGCUCUAUAGGUAAAUGUUGCUGAUACUGAUCCUUGCCUUUGUACAGUGCACCUAGCAGAGUCUGAAGCGAGAGGGAUGAGCAUAUUAUACUGAUGCUGAGUGAGAGACAAAGUUUGCAUGUGCAUGUGUUAUGUUAACUGAAUGAAGAAAAUCACUAUGUGCAAUGUAUACACUAUUUAAUAUUAGUUUGUUCAAAUAAUUGGCAAACCUGUUUUGUAGAGUACACCUUACUAAUAACUGAUUGUUACUAGUCAACAACUGCAUUAUUCACUAUAGCAGUAUACCAGUUUUUACGUAUUUACUGAAUGUACUGUGUUGAGUUACGGUAGAAACUCAUGUUUGUGUCCAUGAUGUCUGUAACAUAUUUGAGAUCAUUGUAAUGCUCUAAUUGGAUUGGACAGGACUCAGAGAACGGUUGGAAAAUAAGGUCUGACUGGAAAAUUGAAAAGAAAAGACUGUAAAACUCUGUUGUUUCUUGUCCAUGAAACGGCAUUCCGACAUGUGCCUUAUUUGUUUGUUAGGAAAAGGUUUUUAGUGCUGAAGUUGCUUUUAGUAAUUUGUUGAAUUAAAACACAGAAUACAA